AUGAGACAAUAUUUACCAUAUGGAAAAUUUAAAUGGUGUAAUGUAAAAGAGAUGACAACACAUGACACAGAAACUGGUUACAUUUUAGAAGUUGGUCUAAAAUAUCCCAAAGAAUUACAUGAUUAUCAUUCUGAUAUACCUUUAGCUCCAGAGAACAGAAUUCAGGAUAGUUCAAAUCAAUCAAAGUUAAUAACAGCAUGUAAUAACAAUAAUAACGUAAUCCAUUACAGAAAUCUAAUAAAGUGUCAGGAGAUGGAAUUGAAGGUUAGAAAGGUACAUAUAGUUUUAGAAUUUAAACAAUCGAAAUGGUUGAAGAAAUAUAUAGACCUGAAUACAAAGAUGAGAACAAAUGCCAAAAAUGAUUUCGAAAAAGAUUUUUAUAAGCUGAUGAAUAACUCUGUAUUUGGAAAGACAAUGGAAAACAUAAGGAGAGAGUUGAUAUCAAGUUAUGUUGUGAUGCUAAAAAGGUUGAGAAACUGA
Messenger RNA from Centruroides sculpturatus (bark scorpion), 480 nucleotides. RefSeq lists its product as uncharacterized. Gene Ontology annotation, biological process: DNA replication. The transcript has a single exon. NCBI's taxonomy places the organism in Eukaryota, Metazoa, Arthropoda, Arachnida, Scorpiones, Buthidae. The record is from RefSeq and is a predicted model, not a curated record. The coding region runs from base 1 to 480 and encodes 159 amino acids. Gene Ontology annotation, molecular function: DNA-directed DNA polymerase activity; nucleotide binding; DNA binding.